AUAGAUGCCAAUGCUCUUCUUUUUCACUCCGUGAGCCCAGACUAAAACUUACGGGCUCGUGGCUCUUCGAAUCAUCCCCUGAUGGUAUUUUCCUUCCCGACUAUUCUCUCCAUUUUGCUGCCAAUUAUUCCAUUUUCCAGGUAAAUUUUGGGGUCUCUCUGUUGUAACAAAUCAUCUUCUUGGAUCUUCUUCCUCAUCUUGUUCUUGAUAGGUGUAAUAGACCCAACUUAAGGAGACCCAAGUGAGAGAUUCUUUCAAGUUCCUCGAAUUGUUGAAACCCCUUUUGGCAAUUUCCAAAUAAAGACUCUCUCGUUUCAAUCUUCUAAUUCGGUUCAAGAAAAACAUGGGUGUCGGUUUAUCUGUGCUGAUAGCACUCAAGGCAGCAGUUCUGUUCUUGGGUUUUGCUUAUCUUAGGACCCUUGGCUUCAUGUUGUUGUCACUGCCCUUUUUAUAUGCAUCUUUGGUGGCUAUGUUGGUCUCAAUCGCAUCUCACCCAUCCAUUAACCUCCCCAUGCUUUUGGGGAAAAACACAGAUGGAACUUUCCCCAUUUGGUCCUUGGUUAUGUUCAGUCCGUACUUGUAUUUCGUCCGGAGUUUCUCCGCGUUACGAAGAUUGAGCAGCGGGGAAGCUCCUUAUAGUGAGAUUUGCGAGGGUUUGUAUGUUGGAGGGUGGCCUAGUUCGCCUGAAAAACUGCCCCCUGGGAAUCCUGCUGUCAUUGAUUGCACUUGUGAAUUACCAAGGAAUUUAGAAUUUUCAGGACACGCGUAUUUGUGCAUUCCGACUUGGGAUACAAGAUCACCUCAGGCUAGUGAAAUUGAAUCUGCUGUUCGGUGGGCUUGUAGAAAGAGAGCUCAGAAAAUACCGAUCUUCAUUCACUGUGCUUAUGGUCAUGGACGAAGUGUUGCGGUGAUGUGUGCGCUGUUGGUAGCUCUAGGUGUGGCAGAUGAUUGGAAGAAUGCUGAGAAGUUGAUCAAAGGAAAAAGGCCUUAUAUUCGUAUGAAUGCUCUCCACCGUAAAGCCUUGGAGGAAUGGUCAAAGCACCGGAUAUCUACUCCAAAGAGGAAUGAAGAGAAUGAUGUAAGUUCCAUAAUUAUGUCUACUGCUUCCGGACGCUCUCAAUCAGUUAGGCCAGAUGGAAAAGCGAAUUGAGUAGUAUACCAAUGUUCACUGUUUUAAUCCCUCGUCUGUUUGUUGGGAAGGAAUGUAUUGUUGACAUUGCCAUUUGUGGAGGUCGGACACAUCCUGAUUAUGCUGUUCUUUCACUGUACUAUUCAGCCCGGUAUCAGAGAUUCUGUAUUUGAUUAUAUUGUGGUUCAGCCUUACAAUAUCUAAACGGAAAUGGCUUUAAGCA
Molecule: messenger RNA, 1352 nt
Organism: Rhododendron vialii
Lineage: Eukaryota; Viridiplantae; Streptophyta; Magnoliopsida; Ericales; Ericaceae
Exons: 2
Coding region: 344-1150 (268 amino acids)
Biological process (GO): protein dephosphorylation
Molecular function (GO): protein tyrosine/serine/threonine phosphatase activity
Source: RefSeq, a predicted model, not a curated record